Messenger RNA from Mesorhabditis spiculigera, 1557 nucleotides. Lineage: Eukaryota; Metazoa; Nematoda; Chromadorea; Rhabditida; Rhabditidae. The record is from the annotation of a GenBank genome assembly.
AUGCAUCCCCCAUUUGUCCGCCACAUUUUUUUCGGCAGAAAGGUCAAGCCGGACGAGGCCGUUCGAAAGCCCGGGCGGUUUUUGGCCGGCUGCCAGAUCGAUUCGACUGGCCAGGGCGAGAAGAACCCCCUCAACCAGCAAGUCUACGUCCAAACACAACCACAACGGCCGAACGUCGUUUUUGCAGCUGAUGGACAACCGUUAACCCCUUCCUCCAACCUCGACUCCUGGAACAAUGCUGUCAUGGACAUGGACCGGACGAUGGCGAUUCGGGCAAAAAUUGGCCUAAAAGUUGCCAAUCGGUUCCAAGUCGUGCAAAAGAUCAACUUUGGCUCCUACGGCACCAUCUACUCGGCCGUCGACCUGAAGGAGAACGGGAAGCUGGUGGCUGUCAAGUUUGAGACUUCUACCGAAGACGCGCAUCUGAAGUAUGAAUACGAGGUGUACCGUGUGCUAGCUGGUGGCCCGAAGAAGAAACGGAGAAAGGUCACGAUUCCGGGAGUUCCGAGAGUCUACUGGUUCGGCGAGGAAUUUGGCGGACAACGCAUGAUGGUGAUGAGCCUCCUCGGGCCAAGCCUUGAGAACCUAUUCACCUAUUGUGAUCGGAGCUUUUGCAGGAAGACGAUCAUGGCGCUCGGGAACCAGAUGAUCGAUCGCCUCAAAUGGCUUCACGAGCGGGGCUACGUCCACCGGGACCUGAAGCCUGAGAAUUUCCUGGUUGGGAUCGAGAACGAGGAGCGGACGUUGUUUCUCAUUGACUUUGGGCUCGCUAGGAGAUAUAGGUAUCGCGACGGUGACAACCUGGUCCAUAUUCCGCAUCGAAAAGGCAAGAACCUGGUCGGGACAGCCAAAUACGCGAGUCUGAACUCUCAUCUCGGCAUGGAGUUGAGUCGACGGGAUGACAUCGAGAGCUUCGUCUACAUCAUGGCCGAGCUGUGCUGUGGCGAGCUGCCCUGGAAAGAAUCCAAAAGCAAAGGCCGCUACCGUACAAAGCAGCAGAGCUACAACCGCAUCCGGAACAUCAAGGAGACGGUCGAUUGGAAGCUUUCGUGCCCGCCCUUGGCUGAACUGUUUGCCUAUUCAAAGGCGAUGGGAUUCAUGGAGGCUCCUGACUACGAGAAAAUUCGAGCUUGGAUAGCCGGAAUCGGGACCUGGACCGGAGGAGAGGAUCGUCAGGAGAAUCGGAAUAAGGGCAGAAACAAGAGUACGAGCAGCUCCACUGCCGAGUCGUCACCGGCCGGAAACAAUCAGGAGAUGACCGAGCUGGCCGAGAGGGUCGGGCUUGUGCGAGUUACUACCAGCGACCCGCCGAACCCGGGCAUGGUGUGGAACAGCACGAGUACCCAGGAUCGCCAGAAGCGCAUUCCGGGCCGGCUUUUUAGGCCUUGUCGAUGGACAAAAACAGACCCGGACUGGGAUUACAACUGGAUCCUCCGCCGCGAGAGCUCCGACGAGGAACGGGCCCGAUAUUUGGCCCUUUUCAAAUGGGCACAGCCCGUGACAAUCGUCCCCAGCUAUCCCAACCCACCGCCCCAGAACCAGAUGUCGCAAUUUGAA